Messenger RNA from Clunio marinus, 2426 nucleotides. The record is from the annotation of a GenBank genome assembly. NCBI's taxonomy places the organism in Eukaryota, Metazoa, Arthropoda, Insecta, Diptera, Chironomidae.
AUGCAUACGUAAAGAAAAAAUAAACAAAAUGCUGCAAACUUUAAAGAAAUUAAGGUUGUCAACAUGGAGCUACAGACCUACUUGCAGCGUACGAUGGUACAGCGAUGACGAAAAACCGGAUAAAAAACAAAAACCGAGUGGUAAAGAACAACCAAAAGCAAAACCAAUUGAUAAUAAAGAAGCAAUAUCUAGGCUUAAUGCAUUACUUGAAAGCAUGCCUUCUACUGCUUCUAAGAGUAAAAUAGAAAUUCCUUUAGCACCAAAUAAGAAAAAGACUCCAUCAAAAGAGUCAAAAGAAUCUUUGAAGAAACAUAUCGAUGCACUGAGGGAUGUAAGUGAAAGGAUUGCUAAAAAGAUUGGUGGAAAUACAGAGAAAACAGAAGCAGAACUUUUAUCUCAACUCUUGGGACAAUCUAAUCUCAAAUAUGAGGGAAACUUAGUGAAUCUUAUUGCUGAUAUGAAAGUGGAGAGUGAACCGAUUAAGAAAAAAGAGCAAUGGAAAGAUCAAGAAUAUUCAUUAGCGGAAGGAGUUAGAAGAUCUUUAGGACAGCAGAACGAAAGAAGAUUCACAAGACGAAUUGAAUCAACACCUGGAGUUGUUAAUCUUUUUGGAGCUGAACCUAUGGGAUUAUUUGAAAAAGCAUCGGAAGAGAAAGAUCCACUUGAAACUUGGAGUAAACUUCAGCAACGCGAACUUAAACUUGCAGUGACGCAUCCUCCAAGAAAUUAUUUCGAAAAAAUGAUUUUGUGGACUGAACAAGGAAAACUCUGGAAAUUUCCAAUUGAUAAUGAACAAGGCAUGGAUGAAGAAUUUGCUACAGAUUUCUCAGAACAUGUUCUUUUAGAAAUGCAUUUAGAGGGUUGGUGUCCAACCAGUGGCCCUGUCAGACAAUUUAUGGAGUUGGUUUGUGUUGGCUUAAGUAAAAAUCAUUAUUUCACUGCCAAAGAAAAGAAAGAUCACAUUCUUUGGUAUAAAAAGUAUUUCGAAGAGAAGAAAGAUUUGCUGGAUGGAAACCGGAAGAUAUUUAACAUUGUUGCUUACACACCAGAUGCACAAUUUUCACAACAUAUCAUGCCUUUAAUGAAUUUGAUUCCUAGGGCACGUCAAUGUCAUCAACCGUAUGCUGAAAUCUUUACAAAUUUACAAGGCAAACCAUCAGAUGGUUGGUUUAAAGGAUUUAAACAGCGUCAUCCUAAAGUUUGCUUGCGAAAGCCAGAACUGGCAUAACUCGUUGAUCUACCCGCCUACUUGCAAUUUACAAUGCUACAGCGAUGAUGAAAAACCGACUAAUGUUUGGCAUUGUUGUUCAUGACGAAAUUCUUGUUUGUUAAACUGGUCGUUAGAAUAAACACAAAACAUUGAUUUAUAAUUUUUGUUGCAAUUUUUUAUUCGAUAUUUAAUAUUUUCAAUAAAAUUUAAUUAAAAGAAUUAGGUAUGAGUGGAAGAAAAAAGGAUCGUCAGUGUUUAAAAGUAAAGUCGAUGAACUAUGCAAUUUUAUAUUAAAAAAAUUAGCUUUAUCAAUUCCAUUUCUUAAAUGGAAAAAGUUCACACUUAAGUUACAACUUUUUUGAUUGCUUGCUUGCCAUCAACAAAGUUAAAGUAAACAAAAAAAGUUCUCCAAAUAAAAUGCGACAUUUAAUACUUAAUAACUAGAACAUAACAAAAUUAAUGCGUUCUUAACUAAAUAUAUUUAAAAUGCUAAAAAUUAUUGCAUGAUCAUGAAUCGUGAGAUUUAAAAAUGAUAAAAAUAGAAAAAAAAACUAAAUUUAAUUAACGUUCAUUAAGAAGAUUUUUUUUCGCGACAUUUGACAUUCUUAAUUGAAUUAAAACAAUAAAAUUCGCUUUUCUACUGUCUUUCGACAUAUCGGGCAGCCUUCAAUUUGAUCGCCGCAAUAUUGACAAACGCCAUGUCCACAUAGGAAAACCAUGUUCUUGAUUCGAUCAAAACAAACCGGACACAUCGUCUGUUCUUUAAUGUCUUGUAAUUGUUGUUGAAGUUUCUGCAUGUCAUCAAAUAAAUUCACGUUACUCUCCUGAUCGGCUUUCGUUAUUGUUGAUGUUGUUGGUGCGUUAUUAGACGCAAGAUUUGUUGAGUUAGUCGCUUGAUUGAGAUUCGAACUGUGCAUCAAAUUAUUGUUAUUGUUGCUGUUAUUAUUGUGGUUGUGCAUUCCACUCGUACUACUUAAAUUAUUGUAAGUUGAUUGCGCUGAUGAUGAUGACGAUGAAGUCGCUACAACACUGAAUUUGUUAUUGAUCGAAUUACAAUUGUUCAUGUUGAUGUUAUGUCCAUUGUGGUUAGUUCCUUGAAGUAUAUGAGCAUCUUUCUUAUGAUCAUCGAUACUUUGAACGACUUUUGCUAUCGUUCCUGUUGAUCCACAACAAACUUUGAAAGGAACCAUUUGAUCGAUUGCUGUUCGACAUUGAA